CGUCAUCGGGCUCCACAUCAGCAGGAGGGGCGAGGUGGCUGAUCCACCGGCGUCAUGGCUUCCCAACAUUGAGAGCAAAACAACGAAUUUGGUCGAAUGCCCGACAGAUUAUCGCCCUUCACCCAGAACAUUAGAUUGAGACAGAGGGCCUCGGCUCUCCCCCUUUCUCCCCCCUGAGGCCGCCCCUAGGAUCCAGGAUAUACUUUUUUUUAUUGUAUUGGUGAAUUUCCAUUCGUACACCCGCUGAAGAUGGCCGACCCGGCGGAGUGCACCAUCAAAGUGAUGUGCCGUUUUAGGCCCCUGAACAGCUCCGAGGUGGUCAGAGGAGACCGAUACAUUCCCAAGUUUCAAGGGGAAGAGGACGUUAUUAUCGGGGGCAAACCGUACAUGUUCGACAGAGUGUUUCAGUCGAACACCACACAAGAACAGGUGUACAAUGCCUGCGCCCAGAAGAUAGUAAAAGAUGUUCUGGAGGGAUACAAUGGGACGAUUUUUGCGUACGGGCAGACAUCGUCUGGCAAAACGCACACCAUGGAGGGGAAUCUCCAUGACACGGAUGCAAUGGGCAUCAUCCCCAGGAUAGUUCAAGAUAUCUUCAACUACAUCUACUCUAUGGAUGAAAACCUGGAGUUUCAUAUCAAAGUUUCAUAUUUUGAAAUUUACUUAGACAAGAUUCGGGAUCUUCUGGACGUGUCCAAGACCAACUUGUCGGUGCACGAAGACAAAAACCGAGUCCCGUACGUCAAGGGCUGCACUGAGAGAUUUGUCUGCAGCCCCGACGAGGUCAUGGACACAAUCGAUGAAGGCAAAUCAAACCGACAUGUAGCAGUUACGAACAUGAACGAGCACAGCUCCAGGAGUCACAGCAUCUUCCUGAUAAACGUCAAGCAGGAGAACACUCAGACGGAGCAGAAGCUCAGCGGCAAACUCUACCUGGUGGAUCUGGCUGGCAGUGAAAAGGUCAGUAAAACGGGAGCAGAGGGAUCUGUGCUGGAUGAAGCCAAGAACAUCAACAAGUCUCUGUCGUCUCUGGGAAACGUCAUCUCUGCCCUGGCAGAAGGAACGGCCUACAUCCCCUACAGAGACAGCAAGAUGACCCGUAUCCUGCAGGACUCUCUGGGUGGUAACUGUCGAACCACAAUUAUCAUCUGCUGCUCGCCUUCCUCCUACAAUGAGUGCGAAACCAAAUCCACCCUCAUGUUUGGACAAAGAGCAAAGACCAUCAAGAACACGGUCACAGUGAACGUUGAGCUGACAGCGGAGCAGUGGAAGCAGAAAUAUGAGCGGGAGAAGGUGAAGAAUACGACCCUGAGGAACACGGUCACCUGGUUGGAGAACGAGCUCAACCGCUGGAGGAACGGUGAAAGCGUGCCGGUGGAGGAGCAGUUCGACAAGGAGAAGGCCAACGCCGAGGUGCAGGCCCUGGACAACGUGAUCAACGAGAAGCAGGCGUCCACGCCCAACGUGCCCGGCGUCCGCCUCACCGACGUGGAGAAAGACAAGUGUGAGGCCGAGGUGGCCAAGCUCUACAAACAGCUGGACGACAAGGACGAGGAGAUCAACCAGCAGAGCCAGCUGGCUGAGAAGCUGAAGCAACAGAUGCUGGACCAGGAUGAGCUACUGGCCUCCUCGCGCCGCGAUCACGAGAACCUCCAGGCGGAGCUGAACCGCCUGCAGGCGGAGAACGAGGCCUCCAAAGAUGAGGUGAAGGAGGUGCUGCAGGCUCUGGAGGAGCUCGCCGUCAACUACGACCAGAAGAGCCAGGAGGUGGAGGACAAGACCAAGGAGUUUGAGGCCAUCAGCGAGGAGCUGAGCCAGAAAUCGUCCAUCCUGUCCUCUCUGGACUCUGAGCUCCAGAAGCUGAAGGAGAUGUCCAACCACCAGAAGAAGAGGGUGACUGAGAUGAUGUCGUCACUGCUCAAAGACCUCGCUGAGAUCGGCAUCGCUGUGGGCAGCAAUGACAUCAAGCAACACGAGGGCAGUGGCCUGAUCGACGAGGAGUUCACUGUGGCCCGCCUCUACAUCAGUAAGAUGAAGUCUGAGGUGAAGACCAUGGCCAAGCGCUGCAAGCAGCUGGAGGGAACCCAGUCAGAGAGCAACCAGAAGAUGGACGAGAAUGAGAAGGAGCUGGCUGCCUGCCAGCUGCGCAUCUCCCAGCAUGAGGCGAAAAUCAAGUCGCUGACCGAGUACCUGCAGAACGUGGAGCAGAAGAAGAGGCAGCUGGAGGAGAACGUGGACUCUCUGAACGAGGAGCUGGUGAAGCUCAGCGCUCAGGAGAAAGUCCACGCUAUGGAGAAGGAGAGUGAGAUCCAGACUGCCAAUGAAGUCAAGGAGGCGGUGGAGAAGCAGAUCCACUCUCACCGCGACGCACAUCAGAAGCAGAUCAGCAGCCUGAGAGAUGAGCUGGACAACAAGGAGAAGCUCAUCACCGAGCUGCAAGAUCUGAACCAGAAGAUCAUGCUGGAGCAGGAGAGGCUUAGAGUGGAGCAUGAGAAGCUCAAAUCCACCGACCAGGAGAAGAGCCGCAAGCUGCACGAGCUCACCGUGAUGCAGGACAGAAGGGAGCAGGCCAGGCAGGACCUGAAGGGUCUGGAGGAGACUGUGGCCAAGGAGCUGCAGACUCUGCACAACCUGAGGAAGCUCUUUGUCCAGGACCUGGCUACCAGAGUGAAAAAGAGCGCUGAGAUGGACUCUGACGACACCGGCGGCAGCGCAGCACAGAAACAGAAAAUUUCCUUUCUUGAGAACAAUCUUGAGCAACUCACCAAGGUUCACAAACAGCUGGUACGUGACAAUGCAGACCUGCGCUGUGAGCUUCCGAAACUGGAAAAACGCCUUCGCGCUACGGCUGAGCGGGUCAAGGCCCUUGAGUCUGCUCUGAAGGAGGCCAAAGAGAACGCCGCCCGCGACCGCAAGCGCUACCAGCAGGAGGUGGACCGCAUCAAGGAGGCCGUCCGGGCCAAGAACAUGGCCAGGAGGGGACAUUCGGCCCAGAUCGCCAAGCCCAUCCGGCCCGGGCAGCAGCCGGUGGCGUCCCCCACCCACCCAAACAUCAACCGCAGCGGGGGGGGCUUCUACCAGAACAGCCAGACGGUGUCCAUCCGGGGAGGCAGCAGCAGCAGCAGCAGCAUCGCAGGCGGAGACAUUAAGCACGACAAGAACUGAGAGCGGCUGGACAGAAGGAAGACACCACUGAAGAUGCCGAUAUCGCCCAAUCCGACAACGCGUCAUUCCACGACAGCGACAGGCUCCUCGACGCUGCUUUGGAGCCACGAAGGAGUUUCUGAAAUAUGACAUAUAUUUAUAUAUAUAUAUAUAUAAAUAUAAAUAUUCCCGGCCUGUACAGCUCCAUUCCCUCCCGCCCCCAAUUCUCAUCGUGACUUCUCCUUCUGGAUGUAAUAGUAUUAACAAUAAAAAACAAACAAAAAAAGAACAAAUUGAAUUUACAAAGAUAAUAUCCGUAUCCACCGGACACCUCACGUGCAGCCUGGGCUUCUUUUUUAGUUUUUGCACUAUUGUCACCCUGUGGUGCCACGCCGACUGCACCGAGAGAACAAACCGAUACGCACGAUAACCAGGAGACUCGUGUAGCGUCGCUACAUGUCGUCACUCAAUGGAAACAGCAAGGGGGGGGGGCUAAAUAGAAAAACCCACAACGUGCGACAGCAUAACUGUAAAUUUAUUUGGCCAAACACCUGUCGAGGACAACUGUUUUUAUCCCUAUUUUAAAAUAAAACCUGUACUCACUACUGGCUACUUGAUGAGAAGGAUGUAAAGAAUGCAGGGAGGGGGGGGGGGAGGAUGAUCCAACACGAGACACACACACACGGCUAUGUAGCAUGGGCUGUGCUAUGUGUGCUUCAGCCACUGGUCUCGCUGGGAGCUCAGACUGAGAUGUCUCACACAGGCUGCGUCCCGCGUCGCCACCUUCUGUCAUUUCAUGCAUUUCUUUAGUUUCUCUUGUUUGGGGGCUGCUCUUCUUUCUCUGGUCUUCCCUUCUUCUCACUUGGUUGUUUCCAAGUGAUUUUAGGACCUGUAACUGUGUGCCCCUUUUUGGUUGUAAGUUUGCAGAAAGCAAUGCGUUUUGCUGGGUUUCUAUGUACUGUAUCGAUUUUGUUGUUCCAUUGAUUGAUUUGA
Molecule: messenger RNA, 4137 nt
Organism: Pungitius pungitius (ninespine stickleback)
Lineage: Eukaryota; Metazoa; Chordata; Actinopteri; Perciformes; Gasterosteidae
Product: kinesin-1 heavy chain
Exons: 26
Coding region: 250-3165 (971 amino acids)
Biological process (GO): mitotic cell cycle; microtubule-based movement
Cellular component (GO): microtubule
Molecular function (GO): microtubule motor activity; ATP binding; microtubule binding
Source: RefSeq, a predicted model, not a curated record